GUGCACAGAGCCUGGGGACGCUUGCUGGUUUCGUGCGCGCAGUCGCUGCUGAUUGUGUGGCCUCCGGCGGGUGGAGCGGCCGAGGUUUGUCAGUUGUGCGAGCAACGUCGGGAAUGAGCCGUUCAGUGCUGCUGUGAAUUCGUUAGUGGUUUGCGUGCUUGGUGAGCUGGGCCGGCAAGAUGAACUGGAUUUUUCCGUCGUCCAAAGGCAGCGGUGGUGGCUCCGGACACCUGCCGCCUCUCACCAGUUUACAGCAACAACGCCAGCGGCAGAUAGAGUCGGUGAAAAGUUCACACAACAGUAUAGUGGAAAUACAGAAGGAUGUGGAAUACAGGCUGCCACUUACGGUGAACAAUAAAACAAUCAAUUUAAACAUCUUGCUUCCUCCGCAGUUUCCACAAGAGAAGCCUGUGAUCACAGUUUUCCCUCCAGUGAGGCACCAUCUAGUAGACCUACAUUCUGCAACAUACGUGAAAAGCCCACUAAUUACCAACUUCACAAUGCAUUCCGACCUUGGAAAAAUCAUUCAGACGAUCCUCGAAGAAUUUUGGAAGAGCCCUCCAGUGUUGGUUUCAAGCUCAGCAUCUUUGCCAUAUCGUUUUAGUGGUCCUGCUCCUGUGGCUCCUUACUCUCCACAGGGAUAUCCAUUUAUUGCACCAUAUCCUACUCAAGAGUCUACUGUUCCUUGUCUUCCGGAUUCAGUUACAGGCCCAGGCUUUAGUAGCUCUCGACCUGCUGCUCCUGCUUAUGGAUUGAUUACAGAUUUGCCUUUACCCGUUCCCAGUGCUGACUCCUCAGAACAGUUAGGCUUGAAUGGUCAUAGUUACAAGAUGCCUGAUCUCCCUGACUACUUUGCUGAACUCCAUGAACUCAGUACAACACAAUUGACAGAUUUAAAUGAGAAUGAAGUUCUGCUACUGGAGCAUUUCAUCAGUUUGCCACUAUUGAAACAGAUCUGCACAGACAAAGACAACCUGAUUAAUUACAUCGAGGAGCUAGCAAAAAAAAAUCUACAACUUGAACCAAAGUUGGAAGCAGAAAGACAAGAGCUGUUAGAUAAAUAUGAUCAGCUAACUCAACUGAGAAGUAAUUUUGAGAAAAAAUUGCAAAGACAACAUGAACUGAGUGAGAGCUGCAGUUUCAAUGCCUUGCAGGCCAGAUUGAAAGUAGCAGCUCAUCAGGCAGAAGAAGAAUCUGAUGUGAUCGCUGAUGAAUUCCUCGAGGGCAAGGUUGAAAUUGAUGAUUUUCUCAGCAGCUUCAUGGAAAAGAGAACACUCUGUCAUUGUAGACGGGCAAAGGAAGAGAAGCUUCAGCAUUUAAUGACGCAACAUGGACAGUUCCUCUCACAAUAGUAUGCCAUGACAUUAAGGGUAGACAUCCUCUCCGUGACCAGUAGGUAAAAGAAUGAAAGAAGACAAAUAUAAUCACUAUCACUAGAAAGAAAGUGCUGGGGAAACAAAUCAAGUUGAAGACCUGGACCUGAUGGGAUGCAUCCUAAAAUGUUAAGGAAGUAGCUGAAAUGAUAAAGGAUGGAUUGGUAGUAGUCUUCCAAGAAUCCUCAGAUUCUGGAAAAGUGGCAGUUUUUCAAUCCACUGGAAAUGUAACAAGCUUAUUCAAAACAGGAUAGAGACAAAGCAAUUAACAGUAGGCUAGUUAGCUUAACAGCUACUAUUGGGGAAAAUAUUUCAACCACCUUGUUCAGAGCAGAGGCUCUGAUGAAGGGUCUAGGCCCGAAACGUCAGCUUUUGUGCUCCUGAGAUGCUGCUUGGCCUGCUGUGUUCAUCCAGCCUCACAUUUUGUUGUCGUUGAUUAGGUUUUACGUUAGGCUACUUAAGACCCUAUGGUAUUGGGGGUAUAUUAGCAUUGAUAGAGGAUUGUCUGUCUGGGUAGUUGUGAGUCAAACAAAGUUAGGAUAAAGGGGUCAAUUUUAGGAGGGCAGUUUUUAAAACUGUAGAAUGCCAAAUGGAUCAUUGCUAGGGCCGCAAUUAUUUACAAGAUAUGUCAAUAACUUGGUGAGGGAAAACGAAAUGGAUUGCAUAGCCAAGUUGCAAAUCUGACAAAAAUAGGUUGGAAGACAAGUGAUGAGGCUAAGAGACAAUCUGUGGAGUGAUGUAGAUAAGUUAAGGAAGUGGGCAAAAGCUUGGCAGGUGGACUAUGAGGGGAAAUACGUUAUAAAUUUAGCUGAAAAAAAUAUAGGAGCUAUUAUUUAAAUGGAGAAAGACUGCAAAAACGUGCAGCAUACAGGGAUUCUGGAGUCUUCAUGUGUAAAUCACAAAACAUUAGCAUAGAUUUUCAGGUAUUAUGAAUAGUAAAUGGAAUGUUGGCCUUUUAUUUCAACCAGAAUGGCCUAUAAAAAUAGGGGAUCUUGCUAAAACCGUGCAAAACACUAAUCAGACUACAAGUGGAAUACUGUGGAGCGUUUUGGUCCCCUUUUUCUAGGGAAAGGUAUCCAGGCAUUGGAGGCAGUCCAGAGUAGGUUCACAAGCUUGUUACUGUGUUUAGUUUUAUGAAGAGAGUUGAGUAUGUUGUGCCUGUACAUAUUAGAGUUUAGAAGAAUGAAAGGUGAUUUUAUUGAAAUGUAUCCAAUUCUUAUGGUACUUGACAGGACAGAUACAGAAAGGUUGUUUCCCUUUUGUGGGAAAGUCGAGCUUCAUGGGGCAUAAUUAUUGAAUGAGAGGUUGCCAUUUUCAGACAGAUGACAAGAAUUUCUUGAGGGUAGUGAAUUGGUGGAAUUUUUAAUGACAGGUCUAUAGAGGCUGUGUCGUUAAAUAUGUAUUAGGCUGAGAUACACUGAUUUUUAAUCAAUAAGGAAAAUCUUGGAAGUGGUGUUGAUGGUUAUCAGAUCAGUAGUUAGUUUGUGUGGUGGUAACAUAAAGCAUUAUCGGAAACAGUUGAAAUAGCACUGCUGCCUCAAAGCACCAGAGACCCUGAAACUAUUUAGAAUUCAGAACAAGGGGCUUAAGAUUAAGAAUUACAGCAAAAGCCAUUUAGAAGUAGAUGUUUGCUCAGGUUAGUGGAAAUCUAAAUCUGUGCCUGUAAAGAGUGCAAAUGUUGAUCAGUUCCAUUGUUUGGCAUUAAGAUUAGUGGAUCUUUCUUGAGUAAAGAUACUGAGGUGCUCAUGGAGCAAAGGCAACUUUAGAGAGGUGAGAAAAAGAGCAGAUGUGAUUUAACUGAAUGCCAGUCAAGAAUGAUGUACAAGAUGGCCUACUUCUGGUAUUUUGAUUCAGCAGCGUGCCCCCCCCCCCUCCCAACUUCUUAAAUUCCUCUUAAAUUGAUUUCCCCCUUAUGCCAUAGAUCCCUCUUCUGAGAAGGUUAAGGUGCUCAAUUUGCAUGUUAACAUAGAAAUUGGGACUCAAGCUUGGACAUAAGCCAUCAUUCAAGAAGACUGUUUCCUCUGAUUCUGUCUCUCUAAACGCUUCCCAUCCCCAAACUCAGCUGUACAAUGGAACUAUCAAUAAUGAUUCUCGUGCUGGGAAACGACGUCUCCUUUUCAGUGUGCUGCAAUAAGCUGAGAGCUAGGAUAGCUGCUGCUUUGAUCUCUUUUUCUAAUAGUAUUUAAGUAUUUGGCAUAAUUUUUAAAAGGUUUCCUGCAAUUAAUGACUAAAAAAAUUAAAUAUUUUCCAAGUUCAAAACUGCUUGAAAUUACUACAAAAUGCCACCCUGAACAAUGACAUUGUUUGUUUGACCUUGAGGGAUGUGGAUUCACCAAGAUUAUGCCUCACUGUUUAGUAUUAGAUGUAUUUGUCUCAGGAUCUCUUCAUAGUGUCAAGUUCUUGCUACAGUCUACAUACAAGGUAGUUAUGGAGGUUCUUGAUUCAGUCAGUGCAGAAGAUUGACACUUUGCCAUCGAUAGAAAAUCUGAACCAUUGUGGUGUUUUUCUCCCUAUUUUAUUUUCUGCACGUGAAUUAGAAACAUUUCUGUACUCCUUAAUGAGCCUUUACUAGAGCAUCAGAGGCUGAGGGUUCACAUGAUAAAGUAUAUAAAAUUGAAAGGCACGGAUAGGGUGGGUACUCGCAGUCCUUUCCCCAGGAUGAAAAUGACAAAUACUAGGCACAUACGUUUAAGACAAGAAGGGGAUUUUUUUUUAAAAAGAGGAUGAUUGGUGCCUGGACACACUGCCAGGGGUGGUGGUAGAAGCAGAUAAUGACAGCAACACUUAAGGGCCAUUUGGACAGAUACUUGGAGACACAGAAUAGAUAAAUCCAAGACAACAAAAUGUGAGGCUGGAUGAACACAGCAGGCCAAGCAGCAUCUCAGGAGCACAAAAGCUGAUGUUUCGGGCCUCGACCCUUCAUCUCUGAUCUUUUUUCUCCAGCAUCUGCAGUUCCCAUUAUCAUAGAUAAAUACAAAUGACAUGCAGGCAAAUAUGCUUUGUUUAGAAUGGCAUCAUGGUCAGCAAAGACAUGAUGGCUUGAAGGGAUUGUUUCUCCAAUAUUUGUGUUUUUUCUGUUUCAGAGGGCACUUCUGUGUGCUUAGGAAAUCAUUUUAGGUCUAUCCAUUGAAGAUGAAAUAAUACACUGUUGGACCAUGCCACCAUUGCUAAUGCUAUUGUUUUUUGAGCAGUUAAGUUUGAGCUGAAAUGCAUGUUCUGGACAAGAUGGAAUGAAUUCAACUGCAAAAUGAAAAUUUACAGAUGUAUCAGUACAUUUAGUGAAUGUUAUUUGGAUGACCUUUUUGAAAUAAUGUUUUUGUAAAAUUGGUUUCCAGUAUUAAAACAUAGCUCAAAAUAACCAAAAUUUACCUAAAUUUGUUCCUGUAUGAUUUUAUUAUUCUUGGUAAAUACUGUUAAAUUUGUAAGUAAUAAUUGUGGAUUCCUGUAUUAAACAUACUAUUAAUCUGUAAAUAGUACUGAUAAUUGCA
Stegostoma tigrinum is the source of this 4861-nucleotide messenger RNA. RefSeq names its product VPS37A subunit of ESCRT-I (gene vps37a). Bases 180 to 1352 code for a protein of 390 amino acids. The transcript has 12 exons. Gene Ontology annotation, biological process: protein targeting to vacuole; protein targeting to membrane; ubiquitin-dependent protein catabolic process via the multivesicular body sorting pathway. Lineage: Eukaryota; Metazoa; Chordata; Chondrichthyes; Orectolobiformes; Stegostomatidae. The record is from RefSeq and is a predicted model, not a curated record. Gene Ontology annotation, cellular component: ESCRT I complex.